GAGGGGAGAGAAGAGAGGAAGAGGCAGGGAAAGGAGGAGGGGAGAGAAGAGAGGAAGAGGAGGGAGAAGUAUUGGAUUUGAGCUUGCCUAAAAAGAGAGAGAUCAAGGAGAGGAGCCUUUGGCAUGAGAGCUCACUGCUUAUGGAGGUAGAUGAGGUAGAGGGGGAUGGAGAUAGGGACAUAGUAGAGGAAGAUGAUGGUGAUGAUGAAGAGGAUUCUAUAUUGAGAGGGGAUGGAGCUGACAUUUUUUGGGGACCUCUCCUGUCUCCCUCGUUCUUCUCUACCUCCGUUUUCACCUCCCUCUCUUCCAUAGACUGUGACAGUGAAGGUCUUCUCCUGAUAGAUGACCAGGGUAUUCCAUACACACUCACCCCUGAAGGGCACAAAGUGCCCCAAAUAGACUCUUCCAGGCCAGACAACCCCCCCUCAAGCCAGCCAAUGGUGCAGUCCAGCUCAUUGGCGGUAGAGGAUGACAGGUCGUCUCAUAUAACCACAGCAGGGGUCACUUACCUCAGCCAAAGUUUAGUAAAAACUCCACACACUCACAAGAAAAACACAUGUCCCGCUCCUGUUACGUCUAUGAAACCCUCACAGAAGUCAGAACUUAUCAAAAAUAUAGAACACUCAAAGAACCCAGAACUCUUACAGAAUGUGGAACCCCCUAAGGUUCUAGAUUCAGGUGUGAAAGCUGUUAGCGAGGCUAGUGCUGCUGUUUCCCAACCUUCUAGUUCUGCUGUACCCCUCCAACCCCCUCAGCCCAUCCAGAUCCUGACUAACCCCUCCUCCAACACCCCCAUCCUCCUCUUCCCCUCCUCCCCCCAGCUCUCCUCCACUACCCUAACCAAGACUGAUACCAACCCAGGCCUCCUGUCCUUCUCUCUCCCCCUCUCCCUCACCCAGAACUCCCCCAGCACCUCCACCUCUAUGUUCCUCCUCCUCUCCUCCUCCACUACCUCUUCCUCCGGUCAGUCUUUCUCUACCUCCACACCCAUCGCUCUCAUUGACCCCUCCACCGGUCAGCUCUCCCAAAUCACUGCCUCCUCUUCAUGCUCUCUUUCUCUUUCAUCCUCUCUUUCUCUCUCUCUCUCUUCUGGUCAGAUCGCCACAUCAAGGUCAUCCCUCCCUUCCAAUCCCUCCCACCCAGUUAUUAGAUUGACACCCAACAACUCCCCUACCAUCCUAUCAAGAGAGAGUCCCAGCGUUAACCCUCCCACCCCCCUGACCUCCCCCUCUGUGGUCUCCUCCCUUCCCUACAAGCAGUCCAGUGCUGAUGGCAGUUCUAAAGCAGUUCCACUCAGCUCACCUCCUCACAAACACACUGAACCAAACUGUUGUGACCCCAACCCUGAUCAUCAGUUACUAUCUACUGAAGAAACUCAAAUGGAGUCUGUUCCAAAUGGGUCAUCUCCUACUAAAGCCCCUCCCCUUACACACCCGCAAUCCCCUUCUCUGUCCUUUGACUUCAGUUUGGAGGCAUCCGACCAAUCAAAAGCCCCAGAGUCAAAGCACACCUCCCUCCCAUGGGACGACCAUCUCUACUUCUCCUCCUCCACCGCUCCUCCCUCCCCUCCCCUCGCCCCCAUCUUCCCCUCCAGCGGACCCGGUAACCUGGACCCCCUGGAUCCUCUGGACCCCCUGUCCCCAGCCUCCUCUCCAUCCUCUGGGCCACGAAGGGUCCUCUACUGCCCUCUCUGCCCCAGGAUCUUCUACUACCUGUCUGACUUGGAGCGUCACUCCAUCACCCACUCUCAGAACAAGCCCCAUGUCUGCCUGCAGUGUGGCAAGGCCUUCAAACGCUCCAGCCAUCUGCAGAGACACAAGCACAUUCACACGGGCGAGAGGAACUUUGUGUGCCCCAUCUGCUCCAAGCGCUUCAGGGAGGCGGGCGAGCUGCAGCGCCAUCAGAGGGUACACACAGGAGAGAAGCCCUACCAGUGCCCGCUGUGCCACACACGCUUCGCCGAGCGCAACACCCUGCGUCGACACACCAAACGCAAACACCCUUACCACCAGGCAGCUAUGGAGAUGCUGACAGAGAGAGGAGGAGGAGGGGGAGGAGGGGAUGAAGAUGAGGGUACAGAAGAGUGGUAUAGUUCCAAUGUGUCCAACUUGGACAACUCUGACUCUGAACCAGAUUCUGAGGUCAUUUCCUGAUGCUGAUCCUCUUGAAUAAAGGGAAGGAGAAGAGGAGGAGGAGGAGGAGGAGGAGGAAAGGAGGAGGAGG
Coregonus clupeaformis (lake whitefish) is the source of this 2223-nucleotide messenger RNA. Its product is annotated as transcription factor Sp9-like. The record is from RefSeq and is a predicted model, not a curated record. NCBI's taxonomy places the organism in Eukaryota, Metazoa, Chordata, Actinopteri, Salmoniformes, Salmonidae. The transcript is spliced from 2 exons. Gene Ontology annotation, cellular component: nucleus. Bases 141 to 2153 code for a protein of 670 amino acids.